CGUGAUCUCCAAGUGGAAAUCAUGUUUCCUACACCUGACUGGGUUUGUGUUGACCCAGCCAAAAAGCAAUGGAAAUGUGUUUCAGUUUGAUAACUUCAGUUAAUGAACAGUUUGAGAUCCAGUGGAUGUUGAUUCAUUGUGACCCUCAGCGACCUCAGCGAGAAACGUGCAGUGAACUUACAGCCAGGAGCUCGAUAGCCGAGACGACCAUCAGGAGAGGCCCCCCAGGUCCACAAGGCCCUCCAGGCCCCCCUGGGCCCCCAGGAGUUCCUGGCAUCGAUGGCAUAGAUGGUGACAGAGGCCCUAAUGGGCCACCAGGCCCUCCGGGUCCAGAUGGCGAUUCAGGUAAACCAGGUGUCCCUGGAAAACCAGGAAUACCAGGAGCUGAUGGACUGACAGGUCCUGAUGGAUCACCAGGUCCAGCUGGUCCGAAAGGACAAAAGGGUGAACCUGGGUUGCCUGGAGGCCCUGGACUACCUGGAAAAGGGACUCCUGGAUCUCAGGGUCCUCCUGGCAUAGCAGGACUUCCUGGAGAAGUGGGAAGAGUUGGGCCAGCUGGUGAUCCUGGAAGGAGAGGCCCUCAAGGACUACCAGGACCUCCGGGACCCAGGGGAACAGUUGGCCUUCAUGAUGGAGAUCCAUUGUGUCCCAAUGCAUGUUCCCCUGGCCGACCAGGACAUGCUGGACUAAUGGGCAUGAAGGGUCAUAAAGGAGUAAAAGGAGAAGCUGGUGAACCAGGAAAACAAGGCCACAAGGGAGAAGAAGGUGAUCAAGGAGGAACAGGUGACAUUGGAGCACCAGGGCCUCCGGGACCUUCAGGGUUAAGAGGUAUAACUGGCAUAAUGGGACCCCAAGGUGAUAAAGGUGCUCGAGGUCCUGAUGGAGAUCCUGGUCCUCAAGGCCUCCCUGGGGCACCAGGCGAUCAAGGACAAAGAGGUGCACUGGGAGAGAUGGGUCCCAAGGGGGAGAGAGGCCCUCAAGGUACAAGAGGAGUUGCUGGCCUUCCUGGACCUAAAGGGGAAAGUGGCUUACCUGGAAUUGAUGGCCGUGAUGGAAUCCCUGCCAUGCCAGGAUCUAAGGGUGAACCCGGAAAACCAGGACCUCCCGGUGAUGCAGGAGCUCAGGGAAUACCAGGUUUACCUGGCUCUCCUGGAGCAAAAGGUGUUGCUGGACUAAAGGGUAAUGCAGGUUCUCCUGGGAUACCUGGCUUGAUGGGAAAUUCGGGUAAACCUGGAGAACAAGGACCUCAGGGAGAACAAGGACCAGGUGGACCCAGAGGCCCCCCAGGUAGCAGAGGUGAGCCGGGUCCUGCUGGUCCUCCAGGCCCACCCGGGAAAAUGGGCACGGAAGGUGAAAUAGGCCUCCCAGGUUUACCUGGACCUUCAGGACUACCUGGUGCUAAAGGGGACAGGGGUUCAGUUGGUGAACCAGGGCCUAAAGGAGAACAGGGAGCUGCUGGUGGAGAGGGAGAGUCUGGACAAAAAGGCGACCUUGGUGACAUGGGUUUGCCAGGCCCUAAAGGAUCCGUUGGGAACCCUGGCGAACCUGGCCCACGUGGACCUGAAGGAAGUCGUGGUUUGCCUGGUAUGGAAGGGUUGCGGGGUCCACCCGGGCCACGUGGCUUGCAAGGUCAACAAGGUGCUCCGGGUCUGCCCGGUAGCCAGGGUCCGGCUGGCAGAGAGCCAACUGAUGCGCACAUUAAGCAGGUCUGCAUGAGGGUCAUGCAAGAACAACUGGCUCAGCUGGCCGCCAGCCUUCGGAGGCCUGAAUUUGGUGCCCCAGGCCUCCCAGGCCGUCCUGGACCACCUGGUCUUCCUGGAUCUCCUGGCGAAAAUGGUUUCCCAGGCCAGGUUGGAUCUCGGGGGCUACCUGGCCUUAAAGGCCCUCCUGGUACCAUUGGGCUGAAAGGCCCCAAAGGUGACACAGGCGAAAAGGGGGACAGAGGACUCCCUGGUCAAGGGCCCAAAGGCCUACCAGGCUCAAUAGGACUCCCAGGAGAACCAGGCAAGGCCAGCUAUGGCACCGAUGGACGAGAUGGCAUCCAAGGCCCACCUGGCACAGCUGGUCUACCUGGCGUCCCAGGCCCUCCUGGUCCUCCAGGCCCUCCUGGAUAUUGUGAGCCUUCUGCCUGCACGAUGCAAGCUGGACUGCGAGAGGGCAAGAAUGUGAAAGGGCCAUAAACAGGACAGAGAGUUAAGGAACCAUUGGAAACAAGAUGCUGCAUGUGGGGAUUUUUUGUAACAAACAGAGAAGAAACAGCAGAGGAGAAGCAUCUUGGAAAAACAGCAAGGACAAUAUCAAAGGCUUGACAGACCUCCGACGGACUGGUUGUUCCCUUCUUCAACUUGCACAAAACAAUACACGGCAACCAGAUUUUUUUAUUGUUAUUUUUUUU
Molecule: messenger RNA, 2395 nt
Organism: Pogona vitticeps (central bearded dragon)
Lineage: Eukaryota; Metazoa; Chordata; Lepidosauria; Squamata; Agamidae
Source: RefSeq, a predicted model, not a curated record